AAGCCUGUGCUAAGGCAGCCAGUAUGUCCAGUACCUACGCUCACAACAGGAAAAACUAACCUCGCUAUCUUAGACUUUUCUGCCACCUACUGGGACGAUGUAAUUCCUAUGGACCUCAACACGAUCGCUGGUACAGACCUUACCGAAUUCGAGAUUCAACUCGUCGAACAAAAGCGACAAGCAGCCAAGAAGAAAAAAGCCAUGCUCGCUGGUGUCAAUCUCGUGACGGAGCCGGCAGUACAUGAAGAGCCGGCUAUGGAGACGAUUGCUGAAGCUCAAGAGGAGGCGACUCCCGACGUCGAGACUGCGCCUACUGUUCCUGAAGAGCAAACGACGGAAGCCGCCGCGAAUGGUGAGGAGGAGACGGCAGAGGUUGCAGAGGCGGCAGAAGCUACCGAGAAUGAUGAGGUCCCAGAUACACGAGUUGUUCAUGAAAACUUUAUCUGCAACAUGUGCAUGGCGGAUCCUAUCAAAGGAAUCCGAUACCAGUGUGCCAAGUACGUAAAGUUGGCCGUUAUUCAAGCAUUGCUAAUGAAGAAGGUGCUGCUGCCGCUGCUCCAGAAGAGCCCGCUGAAGUCACUUUUGGCUCCCAACCCAUCCACGAAGGCAUUUAUUGUGAUGGAUGUCGCAUGCCCGCUAUCAUUGGUCCUCGAUACAA
Acaulospora colombiana is the source of this 658-nucleotide messenger RNA. The record is from the annotation of a GenBank genome assembly. NCBI's taxonomy places the organism in Eukaryota, Fungi, Glomeromycota, Glomeromycetes, Diversisporales, Acaulosporaceae.